CGUCCUCGUUCACCCUGGUGAACUUCACGGAGUUUUCAUGUUGUGCCACAGUGGCAUCUGUCCUGACUUAACUUUGUUUUGACAUGUUAUUUAAACGCCAAAAGUUAGUCUUAAACGUUUAAAACACCGCAGCAGACGGGGGUGGAGUAAUCUGCGUGUGUAGCUAUCUGAUGCUAACUCCGAGCUAACUCCGGCCCGAGGACAGACUGAAGCUAACCACGCAGGAGGUGGGGAGUCGUGUUUCAGAGGAGUCAGAUUCAACGUUUAUCUACAGCCAUGUUGAACGUUUGAUGAUGACGGUGAAGCCAUGAAUUCCAGACAUGUAGAUGCCUGAGCAGGUCCACGGUGGCUUCAGUCGUGUCCUGCAGGAAGGCCGUUGAACUGUGUCCCCACACCCUCAGGUGUGUUCCAGUCCUUCUGAACAGGUGAAUCUGAACUGCGUGCCUCUGAGGGAGCGUGAUGGGUGUGGCCGGAAGGACCGUGGCCUGGCUUCGCUCGUGGGGGGGCGGCCUGUCGGCCAGCCCUACAACGAUGAGACCCGAGCAACCCGGGGGCCGUGCUGGGUGGAGCUCCUGGAUCUGGGGCGGCUGGAGGCGGCGGAGCGACCUGGUAGACGAAUUCUGGGAGGCGCAGGAGAAGCUUCCACCGGUGGAAGUCAAGGAUGUGGCGGUGCUUAAACGAGGCCCAGAAGAGCAACCUCCAGCUUCCAGGUGGUGGGGCAGAUUCCUCCCAACUCUGCAUUUUUGGCCUGGACCUGUACCGAGACGUAGGAACGUCAAUCUUGGGAGCGAGUGCGACGUGGACGGAGACUGCUCCGACUACGGAACGCCUCCCCCGUCUCCGACCCCUGCCCACUCCGUGCUGUCGUCUCCUUUCCGCCUCUUCGCUCGCAGCUGGGCGGUGGACAUCGUCCCGGAGCAUUACGAGAUCUGCUUCAACUUCCUCCGUCACCUGUUCGACCUGUGCGUGGUGGCCUUCCUGUGGACCGUCUCUCCGCCCACCAAGCUGGUCCUGGAGGUGUUGGGGCUCCAGGGCUCGCUGAAGCUCUGGUUCCACGGCAUGGCCAUGUUCCUGGUGUCCACGGUGGGGAUGGGGGGGCUGCUCUGGCUCAUCCAGGAGUACCUGGCCCAGUUUGCGCUGGUCUACGGCAUCGUUCAGGCCUUGGUGAUCUCCGUCAGUGUCCAACAGAGUGUCAUCCUCGGCGUGGAUGAAGGAAAUCAUGAUGACAACGAUGAGAUGAAGAAGACUGAUGAGAUAAUCGACACUACAAGACAGACAGAAGAGCUUUCAUCUCUCUAGGCUCUUUAGGACCAAGAUCUGAAAUCAUAACUCCAGGAGGAAACCUGCAACCAAGAAGAUCUCACUUUUGUUCUUGUUACACUUUAUAUUUAGAUUUUUAUACUCGUGGUUUGGGUUUAUUUUCACGUGGUUGCCACAAAUGUUUAUAAGCGGUCAGGAAACGGUAAGACGGGCGCGCUGCCGGAUCUGGGGCUUGGAUCUGGUCUCCAGUCAGAUUGGAUCCUGAAACAAAAAGAAGCCUGAAGCAGCAGGAGAAAAACCGCUGGACAGAAGUUCAAACCGAGACACUCCAAACUUCACUCCAACAAACGGAAACCUUCUCCAAAGUCUCCUCAGCUCCUGGUGGCUCACAGAUGUGUUUGAGUCUGAGGAGCUGAACCUUCAAUCAUUAGUAGGUGGAAGGAUCAUGUGGCCUAGUUUUAGUCAAAUGGUUUUGAUCAUUUGAUUAACGAAAAUGAACACUAUUUUACUAUUCUAGAUGUCAGUGUUUAUUCAGACUGAACGGAUGAAUCCUGACCCUGCAGCCUUCAUGGGGGGGCUGUAUAUACACAACACAUUAAAACAGGGGUCUCUUACAUUUGUUUUACAAGUUUUUCAAUUGUCCUUGGAAAAUUUGCACUUUCAGUCCUUUUUUUUUAAGUUUUUGUCUCAUCUCAACUAUAACUCCUGUUUUCAUUGACUACUUAAUGUCACAAUGUUUUUUUCCAAAGUAGUUUUUAAAGUUUUUUUCCUGAGUUUCAAAGUCAAAUUCUCAUUCUUCAUUUAAUUUGCAUAUGUAUAUGUUAACAAUGUGUUUAAUCAAAAGUACAACUUGUCUCACCUGCAGAUUUGCAAGGACUUUCCUUUUUUACUUAAAAACUGAAAUGUUUUUUUUCCUUCCAAUCUUGUAAUUGUUGUCCUUUCCUGGACCUAAUUGGCACGAAGAUGCCGCUGUGGAAGCUGGGUGACCUUGGGAUGAAUAAUCGCUGCUAAUAAUGGGUUUAUUAAUCCAGCUCAGCGUGAAUCUGAACUCCAUGAAUCAAACCUGUGUUCUGAAGGUGGAGCAGAGUGAAGCGUCACCACGGAUCAGCUUUCAGGGCUGGAACUGCGCCGUCACACUGGACUUUUACCAAACGGUGGCCCUCAAAGCCUCCAAAAAGCCAGGAAGGGGACACUAUUUGAAAGAUUUCUGUUGUUGGUUCCAUGAUUUUCUUGGAGGGUGAACAUCUGUUGUCACACGCAGAGACAUGAAUGUUGGACAUUCACAGAUGCUGGUAACAGUCUGGUUUAUGUUCAUGUUUUAUACAGGUAGAAGAUGAAUGGUCACAUGGUUUCACAAUACCUUUAACACUAUUUUCUUCAAAUUUCUGCACAGAAAUGUAAAGCAACACUUUGAUGGCUUCAUUUUGAUGUUGGUGUUGGACCUCCGAGUCCGUUAUUCGUUUCUGUCACACUGAAGCUCAACUUUGAAGACUCCACUUUAAGCUGAAACACUAUUGAUUAAAGCUUUCAUUUGA
Molecule: messenger RNA, 2795 nt
Organism: Cololabis saira (Pacific saury)
Lineage: Eukaryota; Metazoa; Chordata; Actinopteri; Beloniformes; Belonidae
Gene: c15h6orf47
Product: chromosome 15 C6orf47 homolog
Exons: 4
Coding region: 460-1299 (279 amino acids)
Source: RefSeq, a predicted model, not a curated record